UUCUGAACUAUUAUUUUCUUAUGAACCACUCUAUUUUUUUUCUUUCUAUUUACUCUCUAAAUGCCUAUAAAAUCAAAACCGAUGGCUUCUAAAUUUAUGCAUCCAUUUCUUAAUUUUCUCACAAAUCUCAGUCGAUCCCUCCAAUUCUUUCUAUGAUAUCUCAUAUUGUUUGGCUGUGAUUGUGAAGCCUUCGACACUCCAAACAACUGGUCGAAAUUUUUCAGACAGCUGGUCAAAAAAUUCAGACAGAUACUCGAAAUUUUUAGACAGUUGGUCAAAAUUUUACACAGAGAUCAUUUUGCAAAAAAUUAUCAAAACUAGAAAUGACGCUCCAACACUUCUUUCACAAGCAUCCUUUGGUGCUAAAGGAAAAGGAUGACGAGUCUGCUUCUCUUAACUCGACGAUUCCUUGUCGCCUAUGCGUUCUUUCUGAUAUUACACCUCCAUUUUAUGCUUGCAAUUCGUGCAUUUAUUACUACGCCCACAAAUCAUGUGCAGAGUUGCCUCAAUAUUUGUUUCACUCUAAACAUCCUUCCCACACUCUUGCCUUGUCUUUUUAUGUAGCUUAUAAUUGCAACUCUUGUGAUACUCAUUACACUGGCUAUCCCACUUUCACAUGCCGACAAUGUGAUUUUUACUUGGAUAUAAAAUGUGCUACAAUGGCUACCAUAACAUUCCAAAAACUUGGCCCUCAUACCAUUCAACAUUCUACUCAUCCACAUCCAAUGGAGCUUAAAACCUACCCGAACACCGCGGGUGAAAUCGCUCUUUGUUUUGGUUGUCAAUCACCAAUGAAUUAUGGUUCUCGAGUUUAUGCUUGCACAAAAAAUGAGUUAUGCAAGUAUUUCCUUCACGAAUCAUGUGCAGAACUCCCAAAAGAAAUUCGAUAUCCUUUUCACAUGAACCAUGGCCCUCUUAUCCUUCAUAUACAAAAUUUCAGAUGGUUAUUCAAUAAUGAUAAGUGUAGCUUAUGUAACAAAACCUACACAACAUUUUUCACUUACAAAUGUAGUAGUGAUCAGUGUAGUUUUCAGUUAUGUUUGAAAUGCAGUACAAUUGCAAUAAGAGCUAGAAAAACUAUCAAGUAUAGGUAUCACGAGCACCUUCUUUGUUUUGCUUCGGAAGUUGAUAUGCUUAUUGACAAUAAUAAUAAUCAGUGCAGCAGCUAUGAUUCUUAUUGCAAGCAAUCAACUACCAUAUCAUGUAGCAAAGAAUUUUCUAACACCUCUUCUUAUACAUUUUAUUGUUUGGAAUGCAAUUUCAAAUCACACUUGCUCUGCGGACCAUUACCAUUUAGAAUUAAAUAUAAGUAUCACAUCCAUCCUCUGAAUCUUUCAGAUUUUUUCAUCGACGAGGAAAGUCCUGAAGAACAUUAUUGUGAUAUCUGUGAAAUGGAAAGAGAUCCACGAAUACGUGUGUACUGUUGUGUUCCUUGUAAAUUCGCGGCACAUGUGCAUUGUCUUAUUCAUAAGAUUAUAAAUAUAUUCAAAGGAGACCUAAACAACAUGCCUCUCAAAACUAUGGGAGAAGAUCUUUGGAUAGCUAAUGAAUGGGAUUUUGCUUCAACAAAUUUGGAAGAUGAGAAAGCUGGCAAGUCUCACUCAACAUUGAUCGAUCUAAUAAAUUCUCUACCUCCACAUGAGAAAGAGAUUUUGAAGAGAUUUCACACAUGGGAUGAUUCUUCUUUGUCUCAAUCAAAUCAUGGAGAAGAAGAAGAUGUUAAUUGGAUUAUAGAUAUUUUCUCUUCUAAACAAGCUGCCAACAAAGUACUCAACAAUGUUUUCUUGCACAAGCUUGUUGAAAAACCAUUGGAAUUUAAAUCCACCGAUUUAGAGUUAAAGCUUGUGACUGUGGAAGGUUAUGAAAUACCUCAUACAAUGGCAUUUGUUUUGAAAAGAUUACUACAUUUGUAUGGGGAUAUUAGUUCUUCUCCUAGUAAUAGUAGAGUUAUUAUAACAUCAAAAGAAGGGAAAAGCAUCUUCUAUUUCCUUUUGUGUCGAGUUUUGAAAAACAUGGCCAAUACAAAGAUUGCUGAUGUGACCACAGAUGUUUUGAGAGAAUGGAUUUACAACCUAGUGAUCACAAGGAGUUGUGGGUUUAAAAUUGAUUUCCUAGUUUCCCAUCUAAGGAAUGAAAUUAUGCCAGCUUUCUAUGGUGUUCAAGCAAAGAGACUUGAAGAUGAAAUCCCAACAAUGAUAAGGAGACAGAUGGAAAAGCUUCAACAAGAGAUGAUGAAGCUAGAGUCUCAAUUGAAGUUUUGUGAGGACUUUUGUAAUGAGUCUUCUCCUAAAGCCAAGGAAGUGGAAAAUUGUUUGGCCAAAGCUUCUCAAUGGAAGUGGAAAAAUAUAUGUCAAGGUUUGUUUUAGGAAGGAGGCCACAAGUACUCAACUUUGUUCUUAUUGCUUGGAAUAUUCUCAAAUAAAAUAAAAUAAUAAAGUUGUACCCAUUCCUAAUUCA
Messenger RNA from Humulus lupulus (European hop), 2457 nucleotides. RefSeq lists its product as uncharacterized. NCBI's taxonomy places the organism in Eukaryota, Viridiplantae, Streptophyta, Magnoliopsida, Rosales, Cannabaceae. The transcript has 4 exons. The record is from RefSeq and is a predicted model, not a curated record. The coding region runs from base 324 to 2366 and encodes 680 amino acids.